Haliotis rubra (blacklip abalone) is the source of this 1380-nucleotide messenger RNA. Its product is annotated as ATP-sensitive inward rectifier potassium channel 12-like. The record is from RefSeq and is a predicted model, not a curated record. NCBI's taxonomy places the organism in Eukaryota, Metazoa, Mollusca, Gastropoda, Lepetellida, Haliotidae. Gene Ontology annotation, cellular component: plasma membrane. The transcript is spliced from 2 exons. Gene Ontology annotation, molecular function: inward rectifier potassium channel activity. The coding region runs from base 1 to 1380 and encodes 459 amino acids. Gene Ontology annotation, biological process: potassium ion import across plasma membrane; regulation of monoatomic ion transmembrane transport.
AUGGCGACCAGCGACAAUCUACAUAUGUUUCAAGAUCACCCUCGAUGGGAAGAAUACAAGUUUGAGAAGCUGCGGCCGUCCACGUCGUCAUCUUCACCGGGGAAGAGGGUGAAGAGGAGGUACCAACCACGUCGGUCGUUGGUGCGGAAGGAAGGCAAGAGCAACGUUGCUUACAGAGGCAUCAAGAAUAAGGGACUGCAUUAUGUGAAGGACUUCUACAAUAGCUUACUUGAUCUAAAAUGGCGGUAUGCAUUUUUGGUACUGUUUGGUGGUUUCUUAGCGUCAUACCUAACUUUCGCCAUCUUAUACUGGGUGUUAGGCUACAUACACGGUGACUUCCAUAACCUCCACAACCCAGAGUGGGUGCCAUGCUUUAUGAGGGUCACGUCUUUCUGGGACAGUCUGUUAUUCUCGAUCGAGACCCAGUCGACAGUUGGGUAUGGAACGCUGUACCCGUCCCCAGAGUGUGGGGUUGCCAACAUCCCUCUCGUGUUCCUGCAGAUGACCCUCGGCGUCCUCCUGGAGGCCGUCAUACUCGGCAUGGUGUUUGUGAAGAUUGCUCGGCCGAAGAACAGAUGUCAGACGAUCAUGUUCAGCAGAAGCGUGUGCGUCUGUCAGGAAGACGGCGCGAUGUGCCUACAGGUCCGUGUGGGCGAUAUCAGAAGUAAGACCCAUCUCAUCGACGCUAGUGUGUAUGGAAUGGUUGUCCAGAAGCACAUAUGCAAGGAGAAGUACGUGUAUCCGUUGUUCCAGCAUAAAAUCGAACUCAAAUCGCACGGCAUUAAAGACAAAAUCUUCCUCAUCUGGCCCAUGGUGCUGUCUCACAGGAUCACCGAAGACAGCCCAUUGUGGAGUAUCAGACCCGAGGACCUGUUCCUGGACAAGUUCGAGAUUAUCUUCUUCUUGGAAGGGACUAUCGAGACGACAGGGGAGCUGUUGCAGUCGCGGACCUCGUACUCAGCUUCCGAGAUUCUCUGGGGUCACAGGUUUGCCAAGAUCGAAGAAUACGAUGAAAGAAGCAACGCAUGGUGCAUUGACUUUGUCCGCUUCGACAACGUGGUCCCAAGUCAGACACCCAAGUGCAGUGCCAAAGAAGCUAAACUGUUGUACAAAGGUACAGGCAUUUUCAGGAAUCGCGAAAAAGGGGACAGCGGAAAAAGACGAGCCCAAAGCGAGACUGACGACAUCGACUCGGUAUCUGUAGCGUCCAUCGACUCCUAUGGGACGGCGUCAGAAUCUCAUAGCGACGACAACGACUGCGACAAAACAAGGUGUUUUGCAUUGUUCGGGGUCAUCGCGUACAGUGGUACUGCUCACCCAUCUCACAAGUUAGCAAUCUACCUUCCCAGCUGUAAUUUGGGGGCCCCGUUCCUGUUUUAG